This is a messenger RNA of Anisakis simplex (herring worm), 306 nucleotides long. NCBI's taxonomy places the organism in Eukaryota, Metazoa, Nematoda, Chromadorea, Rhabditida, Anisakidae. The record is from the annotation of a GenBank genome assembly.
GAGGAUACUGCAACGUGUUCAUCCACAACAUCACCAGAUCAACUGCAAUCAGCGACAUCCAGUGGUCUGGCAACAAGUCGACCAUCAAACGCCACUGCCUGGAGUUCUAUGCUCGCUGCAGCCGCUACUGAUUCUAAACAAAUCGACAAAUUCAAACGGUUGAUGGGUAUAAAGAAAACAGAAGAAGGGAAUGACGAAAUCGAUGUGAAUCGACAACAAGCACUUUACAGUCAGUUAGAUCAGCAGUACGCUGUCGCCCGUUCGACGACCCAUUUGAGUCGUGGUCAAGGCCUUGGCUUUCAUUAA